UGCACCACCCUCCGGCUUAAAAAGUUAAAGGUAAGUAGAAGAGAGAGAAGGGAUAAUUUGUUAGGUUGUAAGGAGGGAGAAGAUAGAGAGAUCUAUCCGUGUUUUUUAAUGACUGCUGCACUCUUCUUCGAUUUGUCAUCGUUUGCUUAAAUUCUGGUAUCAUUUCCUUUGAUUUGAAAGCAUCUAGUAAAUUGAGAAAGGAAGAGUUUUGCGUUGUGGGAUAGGGUUUUCUUGGUUAGCCCAGCGGAGAUUUGCCGGCAAAAGGAAAGGAAUCGACUUCAUUUCCCUUUUGCUCGACACCACCUCUACAACCGUUCCUCUCUCUAUCUUGUGGUGAUCUUUAUUUAGCUAAAAGGAAGUUAUGGCUACACUUCUUGACAUUGGUGUUUCGGCAGCUAUAAAUAUACUGUCCGCAUUGGCGUUCCUACUGGCAUUUGCGAUACUGCGACUGCAGCCAUUUAAUGACAGGGUAUACUUCCCUAAAUGGUAUCUUAAAGGACUUAGAAGCAGUCCUUCAAGUAAUGGUGCAUUUGUCCGGAAGUUUGUCAAUCUAGACUAUACAUCAUAUCUGAAGAUCCUUGCUUGGAUUCCUGCCGCCCUGCAAAUGCCUGAACCCGAGCUGAUUGAACAUGCAGGAUUAGAUUCUGCUGUUUAUUUACGGAUUUACCUUUUAGGGCUUAAGAUAUUUGUUCCUAUUGCUUUCUUGGGAUUUGCAAUCUUGGUACCUGUAAACUACACCAAUAAUACUCUUGAGUCUAUGAAGGUGGAGUACAGCGAUGUAGACAAGCUUUCCAUAUCAAAUAUUCCUAAAGGAUCAGACAGAUUUUGGACCCACUUGGUGAUGGCAUAUGCCUUUACCUUUUGGACUUGCUUUGUGUUGUUAAAAGAAUAUGAAAAAGUUGCAUCAAUGAGGUUGCAUUUUCUUGCAUCAGAGAGACGCCGUCCUGACCAGUUCACUGUCCUUGUAAGAAAUGUGCCACCUGAUCCGGAUGAAUCUAUUAGUGAACUUGUGGAACACUUUUUUCUCGUCAACCAUCCUGAGCACUAUCUAACACAUCAGAUUGUCUACGAUGCCAACAAUCUUUCUAAGGUUGUUAAAAAGAAGAAGAACAUGAAGAACUGGUUGGACUUCUAUCAAUUGAGACAUGAAAGAAAUCCAUCUAAAAGACCAAUCCGUAAGACCGGUUUUCUAGGCUUAUGUGGUGAGAAGGUGGAUGCAAUUGACUAUUACACGACAGAGAUUGCAAAGCUAUCUAAAGAAGAGGUGGAAGAACGAGACAGGAUUAAGGGACAAAAUUCCAUUAUUCCUGCUGCAUUUGUCUCAUUUCGAACACGAUGGGGAGCAGCUGUGUGUGCUCAAACGCAGCAAACUAGAAACCCAACAAUUUGGUUGGCUGAGUGGGCUCCCGAACCUCGUGAUGUUUACUGGAAUAACCUAGCUGUCCCUUUUGUCCACCUUACCGUUAGAAGGUUGAUAAUAGCAGUCGCAUUAUUCUUUCUGAUAUUCUUCUUCAUGGUCCCUAUAGCCUUUGUACAAUCUCUUGCAAAUAUAGAAGGCAUCGAGAAAGCAGUUCCAUUUUUAAGGCCCUUAAUCGAGAGGAAAUUAAUUAAGUCAUUUAUCCAAGGCUUUCUUCCUGGUAUUGCACUAAAGAUUUUUCUUAUCCUACUGCCAACAAUAUUGAUGCUCAUGUCCAAGUUUGAAGGAUUUGUGGCGUUAUCAAUUCUUGAGCGAAAAUCAGCAUCAAAAUAUUAUCUCUUUUUACUUGUAAAUGUUUUCCUGGGAAACAUAAUUACUGGAACUGCUUUUCAGCAACUCAACACUUUCAUUCACCAGUCGGUUAAUGACUUUCCAAGGAUCAUAGGCGUAGCAAUUCCAAUGAAAGCGUCAUUUUUCAUAACUUUUGUCAUGGUUGAUGGCUGGGCUGGAGUUGCUGGGGAGAUAUUAAGAUUAAAACCUUUGAUAAUCUAUCAUUUGAGAAACUUUUUUCUUGUAAAGACUGAAAAAGACAGAGAAGAAGCAAUGGAGCCUGGUAGUUUUGAUUUUGGAUCAUCUGAACCACAGCUACAGUUGUAUUUCCUUCUUGGUCUCGCCUAUGCUGUGGUUACACCGUUCUUGCUUCCCUACAUAUUAAUAUUUUUUGGACUGGCAUAUCUUGUAUUUCGUCAUCAGGUCAUAAAUGUGUAUAAUCAAGAAUAUGAGAGCGCAGCAGCAUUCUGGCCGGAUGUCCAUGGUCGCAUAAUCUGUGCACUGAUCAUAUCACAAGUUCUUCUUUUAGGUCUGCUAAGCACCAAAGAAGCUGCGAAUUCAACUCCUUUUCUCAUUGCUCUUCCUAUAUUGACAAUAUGGUUUAAUAAAUUCUGUAAGAGCCGCUAUGAGUCAGCUUUCAAGAAGUACCCACUACAGGAAGCCAUGAUGAAGGAUACCCUGGAACGUAUCAAAGAGCCAAAUCUGGACUUGAAAAACUUCCUUCUAAGUGCUUAUAUCCACCCAGUAUUCAAGGAGAUGGAUGAAGAUGACAGCGUUUCUUGCUUUGACAAGGAUGGAGAGUUUGAGAAUGUUCUGGUACCUACCAAGAGGUCUUCUCGCAGAAACACACCAGUGCCCAGCAAAUACAAUGACUCAGCUUCACCCUCUCUUUCUGAUAUUGGUAGAGAACAGCAGUUGUGAAAUUUGCUAAUCUUUGUAUAGUUGUGGUGUGUUCACAUGUACAGUAGGCCUACUUACAAGAUUGCUUCAUGUGUGAUGUCUGGUAAGUUUGCUAUCCCUUCUUCAUUUUAUGUUUUUAUGUUCUCACUGCUGAGUUUUCGAUAUGGAAGAAUCAUGAACCUUGUUCACCUAAAGAA
This is a messenger RNA of Dendrobium catenatum, 2844 nucleotides long. RefSeq names its product calcium permeable stress-gated cation channel 1. The transcript has 12 exons. Gene Ontology annotation, cellular component: plasma membrane. The coding region runs from base 362 to 2668 and encodes 768 amino acids. Gene Ontology annotation, molecular function: calcium-activated cation channel activity. Lineage: Eukaryota; Viridiplantae; Streptophyta; Magnoliopsida; Asparagales; Orchidaceae. The record is from RefSeq and is a predicted model, not a curated record.